This is a messenger RNA of Nicrophorus vespilloides, 1134 nucleotides long. Its product is annotated as thioredoxin-related transmembrane protein 1-like. The record is from RefSeq and is a predicted model, not a curated record. Lineage: Eukaryota; Metazoa; Arthropoda; Insecta; Coleoptera; Silphidae. The coding region runs from base 270 to 1097 and encodes 275 amino acids. The transcript is spliced from 5 exons.
AAGAUGCUAAAUGUUUGGUCCUGGAAUGUUGGGAAAUGUGAUGUGUGAGAUUUGCGGUCUGUUGGGUAUGGUUCGGUUUUGGUUAGACUGUGCUGUGCAUAACAUUUGAAACUGACGUGGCUUUUGUCUGGCAGGUGGUUGCUGUCUGUCUACUGCAUACAUAUACCAUCUUCAUCACCAUCAAUAAUACACGUACAAUAUAGAUAAGUGAAGGUUCGUAACCGCAGCAACACCGAAAAUAAAAUAAAACAAGAAAUUCUAUUUACAUAAUGGCGUGCGGUAGACUGACUGUUUUGACAAUUUUUGUAGUAUUUUGUGCCUUUAUCAGUGUAAAUGCCAGUAAGGUGAUCGAUCUGACGGAGGAGAAUUGGAGGUCGAUGCUCAAAGAUGAGUGGAUGGUGGAAUUCUACGCUCCUUGGUGUCCGGCGUGCAAAGGCCUGCAGAACACAUGGAACGAUUUCGCCUCCUGGUCCAAGGACCUAGGUAUUAGCGUAGCCAAAGUGGAUGUUACCACGUCUCCAGGCCUCAGUGGAAGAUUUAUGGUUACCGCCUUGCCAACUAUUUUUCAUGUAUAUAAUGGGCAAUUUAGACAAUAUAAGGGAAGCCGCGAUAAGGACGCCUUCUUCUCGUUCAUCGAAGACAAGAAGUGGAAGACGAUCGAACCAGUAUCCAGCUGGAAUUCACCAGAUUCCAUACAGAUGACCAUCGUCUCGGCCUUCUUCAAGCUGUCUCAGGUCCUGCGCCACUUCCACAACAUCCUGAUGGAGGAUUACGGAUUACCAUACUGGGGAUCUUACUUGAUUUUCGCAGUUGCAACGAUCCUUCUCGGCGCCGUCCUUGGUUUGGUGUUGGUUUGCAUUAUUGAUUUGAUAUAUCCUCAAAAAUACCAGAGACCAGAAAAAACCAUGAAAGGAGGAGAAUCGAAAAAGGAUAAGGACAGCGAUGAUGAGCUUGCCGAUGAAGAUAUUAAAGAUGAUUUGUUAGACGACGCUAGUCAAUCGGAUGGCGAAAAGGUGUCCAGUUCGGAUAACGAAAAGAAAGAUGCUUCAAGCAAACCGAACAGUCCCGUCAAAAAGCGUAAGUCCAGGAAGGAGUGAACCCAAAUACACAAACAAGCCACAUUUUUUUUUAAAA